Juglans microcarpa x Juglans regia is the source of this 2005-nucleotide messenger RNA. Its product is annotated as B-box zinc finger protein 23-like. Gene Ontology annotation, biological process: regulation of DNA-templated transcription; photomorphogenesis. Bases 1391 to 1948 code for a protein of 185 amino acids. The record is from RefSeq and is a predicted model, not a curated record. The transcript has 3 exons. Gene Ontology annotation, cellular component: nucleus. Gene Ontology annotation, molecular function: zinc ion binding. NCBI's taxonomy places the organism in Eukaryota, Viridiplantae, Streptophyta, Magnoliopsida, Fagales, Juglandaceae.
AUUAAUUUAUGAAUUUAUUUUUUUAUAUAAUUUUUUUUUUAUGAUUAUAGCACUUUUUUUAUCCGAAAUUUUCCUUCGGUAUUCCAUGUUUCAUGAAGAGAUGGGCCCGUUGGGCCUUCCCAUUUUUGCCGAACUGGACUUGAGACUUUAGGGCGAGCCCAAGGCUCUUUUGCUGAAUAAAUUAGCAUGCGUGCAAAUGGCCCAUGCAUCAUCUCUCUCCUUCAAUCCUUUAAGAGGACAAGGUUUGCAUGAGCUGCACGACCUCCGACUGCUUGUGCUUCGAAAGAGUAGGAUGCCUUGCUGAAAGUUCUACUCACCAGGCGAUCCUCCCCUAAAUGAAAAGAAAAAAAAAAAUGAAAUGAAAUGAGGGAGUAAGAGGAGAUAUCUAUAAUUGUUUUUAAGAAUCACUGUCUGAUCUUUUUAUGUGUGGAUUGGAUUAUGUGAAGAUGUUAUGCAGACAUGUACUGAGUUCCGUAUCUUUCAUACGUAGUUAGUGAAAGGUCGUUAUAUGUGAUAUCGAAUCGAAGUUCAUAUGAACCAAUGACCCAAGGAUAUAGAAUCUUGCAGAUUUUAACUGAUGUUUUAUCGGGCACUUUCCUCAGAUGCACCUCUCCGACAAAGGGUCAAGUUCUGGAUGAUUCACUGCCAUAUCUAAUUUAGUUUUUGGCAGUAGCUGCAUCAAAGAUAAACACUAAAUGAAGAAGCAAUGGCAGCAGCUCGAUCGAGUGGUGAGAAGAUUUGACCAUCAAUUUGCAGUCUCCCCCCAUGCCAAUUUCCCUGACAAAUGGACCAACCCAGCAAGCAAACCAUGCAAGAGAAGAUGGGUCGUUGAUGGGGGGUUUCACUGUCACACCCAAAGCUGCUCCAACUGUACCCUACUCGUAUGGUCCCCUCCAAUCUGAUUCACCAUAUGGGCAAUGGGCCAGUGUUUCAAUCUCGAUCCUUAACGCAUGCAGAACUAAUGAGAUGAGAAGGUGGAUGUAACCCGGAGGUUUGUUAUUCAACCAAACAUAAGACAUUGGAUAAGUUUUGGAGUUUUCAAAUCCUAGAGACUAGUAGAGACACAACAAUAAAUCCGGCCUUGCUUCCUCCUUAGCAUCAGUAUAUAUAUACUUGGUUCCCUCCUUGCAAAUGGCCUAUCUAAACAGGAAGCUAUAAUACAAAGGAAAAGAAUGUAGCUUUCAGGUGCAUGCUGGCUGCUCGGAAUAAAAUGAAAGGGAUGCAUGCAGGCUGGCUGGUUUAGCUGGGACGAUGUCCACUCCCUUGAUUCUGAAAGCAGAAAUGAGCUUGGUCACUCACAUAUCGUUGAGGAGAUAGUUGUGUGUUCCCUAAAGCAUUCAAGAACUACCUUAGAUAUAUCUCAGCUAAAGAGGAGGAAGAAGAAGAUAAUAUGAAAAUAAAAUGCGACGUAUGCGAGAAAUUGGAGGCAGAGGUGCUAUGUUGUGCGGAUGAAGCGGUACUAUGCAGGGGAUGCGACGAGAAGGUGCAUGCAGCUAACAAGCUGUCACAAAAGCAUGAGCGUGUCCGUCUUGUCAAACACCCAUUGUCGUCUUCGUCAUCCUCCUCUUCGCAUGAUCCCCAGCUCCCUCCAUGUGAUGUCUGCCAGGAAAGAAAUGGAUAUUUCUUCUGCUUAGAGGAUAGAGUAUUACUCUGCAAGCACUGCGACUUCACAACCCAUACGGGAACUCCCUACGCAUCACCCCACCAAAGAUUUCUUAUUGCAGGCCUUAAAGUCGCCCUUCAACCUUCAAUCAACCACCACGACAUGAUUGGCUUCAACAGUGGAAAUUCAAGCUCGCCAAUGUCGAAUAGUUCUUUCAGUUUCCCUGCUGACAAUGAGAGCAAGGCGGCAAUGACAAUGGAAGUUGAGGCUGCAUCGGCAGAGACUAGAACCACCUUCUCAGAUGAACAUCACUUCGCAACCGCAUUGGAUGAGAUAUUUGACUAAGGAUUUUAACUACAAUGAGUUUUCCGAAGUUGGGUCAUCAAGUACGCCAAAUUGUAC